AUGGCCGACAACGACGCGCAGCAUGAGCACACCUUCGACAGCGCCGAUGCCGGUGCUUCCAAGACCUACCCCAUGCAGUGUUCUGCUUUGAGGAAGAACGGUUUCGUCUGCAUCAAGAACCGCCCCUGCAAGAUCGUCGACAUGAGCACCUCCAAGACGGGAAAGCACGGUCACGCAAAGGUUCACUUGGUCGCCAUUGACCUCUUCACCGGCAAGAAGCUCGAAGAACUUUGCCCUUCCACCCACAACAUGGACGUUCCCAACGUUACGCGCCGCGAGUACCAGCUCCUCGACGUUACUGAUGACGGCUUCCUUUCUCUCAUGACCGACGAUGGUGCUACCAAGGACGACGUCAAGAUUCCCGAUGGUGAGGUUGGCGACAAGAUCACCAAGCUGUUCACUGAGGAGGGCAAGGACACUAACGUCAUUGUCCUUACUGCCAUGGGUGAGGAGGCUGCCAUUGACGCUAAGGAGGCUCCUAAAUAA
Bipolaris zeicola 26-R-13 is the source of this 486-nucleotide messenger RNA. RefSeq lists its product as uncharacterized. The transcript is spliced from 4 exons. Gene Ontology annotation, molecular function: ribosome binding; translation elongation factor activity; RNA binding. Lineage: Eukaryota; Fungi; Ascomycota; Dothideomycetes; Pleosporales; Pleosporaceae. The coding region runs from base 1 to 486 and encodes 161 amino acids. Gene Ontology annotation, biological process: positive regulation of translational termination; positive regulation of translational elongation. The record is from RefSeq and is a predicted model, not a curated record.